Messenger RNA from Sciurus carolinensis (gray squirrel), 1695 nucleotides. It is a transcript of the gene Jdp2, whose product is annotated as Jun dimerization protein 2. Gene Ontology annotation, cellular component: nucleus. The transcript is spliced from 4 exons. The record is from RefSeq and is a predicted model, not a curated record. Gene Ontology annotation, biological process: regulation of transcription by RNA polymerase II. Lineage: Eukaryota; Metazoa; Chordata; Mammalia; Rodentia; Sciuridae. The coding region runs from base 265 to 756 and encodes 163 amino acids. Gene Ontology annotation, molecular function: DNA-binding transcription factor activity, RNA polymerase II-specific; RNA polymerase II cis-regulatory region sequence-specific DNA binding.
AACCCGUCCCGCCGCCCGCCACAGCCUGCGGGAGGGACGCUCGGCGGCCGCGACGGGGGGCGCUGGCGGCGGCGGACGCUGCAGCGGCGGCGGGGCUGGCGCCGCGGCGGCUCCCGGGCCGGGACGGGCCUGGGCACCGGGCGGAGCUCCGCGGCCGGGCGGCAGCGGCGCGGAGUGGGCACGGCGCCUGCAGCCGGGCCCCGGCCCCGGGGGCGCCGCCUCCGCCCGCGGCUUCUGCACGGCCAGCCUGCCGCUCUUCCUGCUAUGAUGCCUGGGCAGAUCCCCGACCCUUCUGUGACCGCAGGCUCUCUGCCAGGGCUCGGCCCUCUCACCGGACUCCCCAGCUCGGCGCUGACUGCGGAGGAGCUGAAGUACGCCGACAUCCGCAACAUCGGGGCCAUGAUCGCGCCCUUGCACUUCCUGGAGGUGAAACUGGGCAAGCGGCCCCAACCGGUAAAAAGUGAGCUAGACGAGGAAGAGGAGCGGAGGAAAAGGCGCCGGGAGAAGAACAAAGUCGCAGCUGCUCGGUGCCGGAACAAGAAGAAGGAGCGCACGGAGUUUCUGCAGCGGGAGUCCGAGCGGCUGGAGCUCAUGAACGCGGAACUGAAGACCCAGAUCGAGGAGCUGAAGCAGGAGCGGCAGCAGCUCAUCCUCAUGCUGAACCGCCACCGCCCCACCUGCAUCGUCAGGACCGACAGCGUCAAGACGCCCGAGUCCGAAGGCAACCCGCUGCUGGAGCAGCUGGAGAAGAAGUGACCAUGGGCCCGGACGAGGAGGAGGAGGACGAGGAGGAGGAGGAGGAGAGGUGGAGGAGGAGGAGGGGGCUCCCAGGGGCCUUUCCUUGGUGCAUGAAAAACUCUACACUGAGGCUCAGCACUGCCGGCCUCGGGCGGGCUCUGUCGUGAAACUCAGAUCAGCCACACGAGGGGAAGAGCGGGCUGAAGAAACCCAGAGGGACCAAGCGCUGAGACCAAAGUUGACCUGCGGGUAGGGCGGGCCUGCCUGGGGUCCGGCUGGAAGGAGGCAGGACUGAGGCACCUGGAGCAGAGAGAUGCCCGACCGGCAGCCUCGGGCAGGUCUCCAGCUUCUCCACCAAUGCAGCCCACCCGAGGGACCCCCGAGCAGCCAGGAAAAGCCACGAGUCGUAACCAAAAUGGAGCUGAGGGUGGGACUCAGCAUGAACCUGCAGUCGCCUGCCCCCAGCCCUCCCCGACCCUGACGCAGAGAUGGAGAGGGGCCGGCUGCGGGCCGAGGCCCCUGCCCGGGAGGUGGCAGCCGGGCGCGCCCUCGCCGGCCUGCUGGAGCUUGCCGUGGGCACUGAGGCGCGGGCGCCCUUCCAAAGCACACACUCACUGAAUGUUUACAGACUGGCUGUUCUGGCAGGGCUUUCCACUGCACAUGGUUUUUAUACUUCCCUUUUUUUUUUUUUUUAAUAUUUUUUACAAAAAAAAAGAUUUUAUACAAGCAAUAUAUAUAUGGAUUUCUAUAAUCACUCGAUGUGAUACAGUAUAAAUAUGCUAUGGGUUGUUUGUUAUGGACAGAUAUCCACCAAUUAUGGCUGUUGUGUGUAACUCCUAAGUACUGUAGUCUCUGGGUGUCGGGGGUGGCCGGGGCGGGCUGGGGUCCAUUUCCCUCCUUGUAAACCCUUCCUAGUGCGCAGUCCUGUAUUGCUCAGUAAACAUUGCUCUUACUUAC